Molecule: messenger RNA, 3214 nt
Organism: Clupea harengus (Atlantic herring)
Lineage: Eukaryota; Metazoa; Chordata; Actinopteri; Clupeiformes; Clupeidae
Gene: hells
Product: helicase, lymphoid specific
Biological process (GO): lymphocyte proliferation; pericentric heterochromatin formation; DNA methylation-dependent constitutive heterochromatin formation
Cellular component (GO): nucleus; pericentric heterochromatin
Molecular function (GO): ATP binding; chromatin binding
Source: RefSeq, a predicted model, not a curated record
GUUGGGUAUCGUAACCUAAUGAGCUCGUGUAAUGUUAACAUAUUUUAAUACUUCCUUCGCAAGCGAUCUGUUUUAUCAUCUACUGCACUUUGAAGAACAAGACUCGCUUCUUCUAUGGGACUCGAUGUAAAAAUCAGUUAGCAAAUAUUUUUACUUGAAAGUCACUAGAACGUGAACCUAAGUUGUAUCGUUAAUUAACGUGCUUUCUGUCGAGCUAGGUAACUUGGUAAGUUGAAAACUAACUUUACUAGUGAAGUUUAGUUUUCGCGACAAGUCAAACAAAAGAAGUGUUCACAUAAAGUUUUGUAGUUCACAUGAAGUAAAUCACAAUCCAGAACUUUGGAUACGUCGAUUAGAACAGCUUUGACAAUGAAUGGCGUUAAACAAGAGACGCGAAGCGUGUCACCUAAUUGCCCCAAACCGAACGAAUCCGAGGAACCAGAAGGUACCGCAAUGGAAGAGACCGUGCCUGAAGCCUCUGUGAAGGCGGAGGGUACAGAAGUUGUUGUCACAAAGGAGAUGGAAGAGGAGCAGAAGCUGGCGAUGGAUGAGGGCGAGAGGAAAGAGAAGGCUAUGAUGGAGCAGGCAAGACAGACUUGGGAGAGAGAGACAAAGGAGAUGCGUUUUAAGAGGUUGCAGCAUCUUCUUGAGAAAAGCAACAUCUAUGCUAAAUUCUUGCUUACCAAGAUGGAGCAGCAGCAACAAGAGGAGAAUGUCCGUAAGGAAAAGCUGGAGAAGAAGGUCCAGUCUCAGCCAUCCAAAGAGCAGGGCAAAGAUAAAAAGCCAGACAAAGUUGAGCGAAAGAAGCGUGAAAGGGAGGAAGACUACAAAAUAGCUGAUGUGAUGUCUAAAGAGGAAAUUAUGUCCAAAGCCAAAAAGGCAAAGGUUGAAGAAGAGGAAGUGACUACCACAGGGCGUAAGCUGGAGGCAGAGGACAUUGAGAAGCUGAGCGACUCGAACGCCGUCAUCAAGAACCGCCUGUCUGAGGCGGUGCGCGACAAUGCCAAACACUUCCUGGACCCCGAGAGGCAGAUUAACGGCCAACCCGUACCGGCCCAGCAGCCUAGGCUCUUCACUGGUGGAAUCAUGAGGUCUUACCAGGUGGAGGGCAUUGAGUGGCUCAGGAUGCUGUGGGAGAAUGGCAUUAACGGGAUCCUGGCGGAUGAGAUGGGCCUGGGGAAAACCAUCCAGUGCAUUGGGCACGUGGCCAUGAUGCUGGACCGGAAGGUUAAUGGGCCAUUCCUGGUGGUGGUCCCUCUCUCCACCGUCCCCAACUGGAUCUCCGAGUUCAAGAGGUUCACUCCGGAUGUGAGUGUGAUGCUGUACUACGGGCUUCAGAACGAACGUGAUGAGCUCAUCAAGCAGAUCCGCAAACCCCAGGGCCCACUGAAGAUGUUUCCUGUUGUCAUCACCUCAUUCGAGAUCGCCAUGAUCGAUAGAAAGAAGUUACAGCGGUUCCAUUGGAAGUUCCUGAUCGUGGAUGAGGGCCACCGCAUUAAGAACCUGAACUGCCGCCUGGUGCGGGAGCUGAAGCUACUGAACACCGACAACAAGCUGCUGCUGACGGGAACGCCGCUGCAGAACAACCUGGCCGAGCUCUGGUCCCUCCUCAACUUCCUGCUGCCCGACGUCUUUGACGACCUUAAGAGCUUUGAGUCCUGGUUUGACAUUGACAGCAUCAGCGGAGAUGCAGAGAACAUUGUGGUCAAGGAGCGAGAGGAGAACAUCCUUCACAUGCUUCAUCAGAUCCUGACGCCGUUCCUGCUGAGGCGUCUGAAGGCGGAUGUCACCCUGGAGGUCCCGCCCAAGAGGGAAAUUUAUGUGUAUGCCCCCCUCACCCUCAAACAAGAGACCCUCUACUCUGCCAUCAUUAACAGGACCAUUUCCAAGAUUCUGGGACAGGACAAGGAAGAGGAUGCCCCAGCAGUGCUGAGCUCAGCGGGGCGGCCCAAGCGUAGGACCAGGAAGGACGUGGACUACACUGAGCGCCCCGGCGACACGCCCUAUGACCUGGAGAAAUACCUGGACAAGAUGAAGAAAGAGCAGAGGAGUGCGCCAAUAGUGGAUUUGAAGCUGAAGAACCCUCUGGACGUCCAGAUCAACCUGAAGCUGCAGAACAUCCUCAUGCUGCUGAAGAGAUGCUGCAACCACCCCUACCUCCUCGAGUACCCCCUGGACCCCGCCAGCGGAGAGUUCAAGAUCGAUGAACAGCUGGUCGAGACAUCUGGGAAAUUUCUGAUUUUGGACCGAAUGCUUCCGGAACUGAAGAAGCGAGGGCAUAAGGUGUUGAUCUUCAGCCAGAUGACGUCCAUCUUGGACAUCCUGAUGGACUACUGCUACCUGCGGGGCUUUGACUUCAGCAGGCUGGACGGCAGCAUGUCCUACUCUGACAGAGACGAGAAUAUGAAGAAGUUCGCUAAUGAUCCCGAGGUGUUCCUGUUCCUUCUGAGUACACGAGCAGGAGGCCUGGGCAUCAACCUGACCGCUGCUGAUACAGUCAUCAUCUUCGACAGUGACUGGAAUCCUCAGGCAGACCUGCAGGCCCAGGACCGCUGCCACCGGAUUGGCCAGACCAAGCCUGUGCUGGUGUUCCGCCUGGUCACAGCAAACACCAUCGAUCAGAAGAUUGUGGAGCGGGCCGCCGCCAAGAGGAAGCUGGAGAAGAUGGUCAUUCAUAAAAACAAGUUCAAAGGGGGAACGGAUGAACUGAAGCAGACUAAGAGUACUGUGGAUGAGUCGGAGCUCAUGGAACUGCUCAAGUCCAGAGAUUAUGAGAAGUCAGUAAAAAGCACUAAAGGAAAGGUGAUAAGCGAUAAAGACCUGGAGUUUCUGCUGGAUCGCAGCGAUCUACUCGAUCAAGCAAAGAAAAAUAAGCGCAAGCAGGAGAAGGACGGAGUUUUCCGGGUGGUGGAGACCAAACAGGAAGCUGACAUUGCACUAAGCUGAGGGCCCGGCCCGGCAACUGGCCCCAAAGCACUGCUGACUGUCCUGCAUGCGGCCCGGUUCUGAGUGACGUCAGAUUGGAUUUGGUUCUGGCCGAGAGAUGGCUCAGCCUAAGCUGUGUAAAAAGUAGACAGGUCUACAUAUCAGUGGCCUUAGGAUAACUAUCUGCACUUUCCUCUUUUAUGUGUUUUAUACUACUAGAAAGCUUUUUUUUGUUUUGUUUUCUUACGAUGACCAUGACUGACUGUUUAAAUAAAUAAGUGUACCAAAA